AUGGAUAUUUUUCUCUCAGCACACUGCAUCUGAAUGACAAAUUGAAUGUUACCCUGCGAAGUGAUCUCAUUCAUGGCUAUAUUUAAACUACUUGUAAAACAAGAAGAUCAAUGAAAGUUGUUCAUCUAUUUACAUAUUUUGUUAGUUGAACUCUUAUUACGGACACUUGAAUUCAAGACUUUCAUCCGUUACAGUUUUUUUUCUCUGCUGAUUAGAAAAGUGACCACGGAUCAAUUUGAUGUGUUAUUAUAAAUUUUGAUUUUUCAAUUUGUGGCUGAGUCCAAACCUCAACACUUUUUGAAUAAAAUUUAACACGAGAAGUUAAAUGAUGGCUUUAUCGAAGGUAAAUUCUCGACAUACUCCGUUUCAUCUCUGCAGUUUUCAUGAACAAUUCCCAUACUGAAAAGACGUCAGUGUUAAUAAAACAUUACCGCCUUUGAAGCCCGGAGACUUUUCCCAGCAACUGAAGCUGAUCAAGGGGGAUGUCACGCACCUAAGGUGUUUACACGAAAGGAAGAAUCGCGAACUGCUCAUUGAUAAGAACACUUCAUCGUCUGGGCAAGAAUGCCCAGGGUACCGUGAGGAACUCUUCGAAGGUCCCAAAUGAGGUCUCCCCACUUUCCACCUGUCGUCCUCAGCGCGGUGUCGGCACUUCUGUGCGCGCUCCCGCUGAGCCGGGCGACCAGCUGGCUGUCUUUGGUCAAGCAGCCAUUAGCCCGAAGUCUACGUGACUCUGACAGCUGCGCCCUCCUUAAAGGAUUAAGUGCAGGUCAGGUACAGCUCUGUCGUCAGCAACUGGAGGCAAUGGAUUCAGUACGGCGGGGUGCUGAGAUUGCCAUUGAGGAGUGCCAGCACCAGUUUCGGACACGACGAUGGAACUGCUCUACAGUACAGGGGAUCAAUGUGUUUGGAAAAGUUGUCAUGCAAGGCACACGUGAAGCAGCAUUCAUUCAUGCAAUCUCUUCAGCAGGAGUGGCAUUUGCUAUCACCAGAGCAUGCAGCCGUGGGGAGUUAGAGAAGUGUGGCUGUGACCGCAAAGUGCGCGGAGUCAGUCCUGAAGGUUUCCAGUGGUCUGGAUGUUCUGACAAUCUCUCUUAUGGAGUAUCAUUCUCACAGUCGUUUGUUGACAACCCUGAAAGGAUCCGGGGUUCUUCUUCUAGUCGAGCACUUAUGAACCUACACAAUAAUGAAGCUGGACGAAAGGCAAUUCUAAACAACAUGCGAGUGGAGUGUAAAUGCCAUGGAGUAUCUGGGUCUUGUGAAGUUCGAACAUGUUGGAAGGUCAUGCCACCAUUCCGCAGAGUAGGAGUUGUACUGAAGGAACGUUUUGAUGGAGCGACUGAGGUUGAGCAACGGAAAGUUGGAUCUCGAAAAGUUCUGGUGCCCAAAGACACUCAUUUUAAGCCUUACACUCUACAGGACUUAAUCUACCUCUCAGGAAGUCCAGAUUUUUGUGAACUGGACCCCCGUGGAGGAAUCCCUGGCACUGCAGGCAGGCAGUGCAAUGCCACUUCCUCCAGGCUAGCAGCAGAUGCUUGCGACCUCAUGUGCUGUGGCAGAGGUUUUCAUACUGAGCAUGCCGAGGUUAUUGAGAGGUGCAGCUGUAAGUUCCGCUGGUGCUGUUCAGUGCAAUGCAAACAGUGCCGGAAUAUGGUACAAGUCCACACAUGCAGAUGAGCAAAACAAGUGACAGUAAAGCACUGGCUGUUUGCAUUGUGCACAAGAUCAUGAAAUGCAAAGAGUGGAAACAGCAGGACUUGAAACAGCAAAAUUAUUUACUGUGUUUAUUAUGUUUCUGUCUACUCUAAAACUUUCAA
Messenger RNA from Erpetoichthys calabaricus (reedfish), 1817 nucleotides. RefSeq names its product wingless-type MMTV integration site family, member 4b (gene wnt4b). Lineage: Eukaryota; Metazoa; Chordata; Cladistia; Polypteriformes; Polypteridae. The record is from RefSeq and is a predicted model, not a curated record. Gene Ontology annotation, molecular function: frizzled binding; cytokine activity. The coding region runs from base 604 to 1677 and encodes 357 amino acids. Gene Ontology annotation, biological process: canonical Wnt signaling pathway; neuron differentiation; cell fate commitment. The transcript is spliced from 5 exons. Gene Ontology annotation, cellular component: extracellular region.